AUGGUCGACAUGGCAAGUCCUCAGGUUCGCCCUCGUGCCGUUCUGGGCCUCUUGACUUUCGGUCCAGACGGAACCCAAUCCUAUGGGAGCCGAAUUACGUCCUUGGACGCCUUCAACGAAUGUCUGGACCAUUUCCAGUCGCGGGGCUACAACCAAGUUGAUACAGCCCGCACUUACGUCGGUGGACACCAAGAAGGGUGGACCAGGCGUACAAACUGGCGUGAUCGCAAGCUUGUGCUGGCGACAAAGUGGUACCCAUACAAACCAGGAGAUCACUCCAAGUCUGUGGUCAAAGAGAAUCUGUUCAAGAGUCUAAACGAGCUAGGUUCAGACUCUGUUGACAUAUUCUACUUGCAUGCGCCCGAUCGCUCUGUUCCCUUCCAAGAGACGCUCGAAGCUUGCCAUGAGCUGCAUCAACAGGGGAAGUUCAAGCAGUUGGGUCUGAGCAACUACGCAGCCUGGGAGGUCGCCGAAAUCUGGAACAUUGCUGAUCAGCGAGGGUGGAUCAAGCCAACUGUCUAUCAGGCCAUGUACAACUGCUUGACGCGGGCUAUUGAGGAAGAGUUGGUGCCAUGCUGCCGAAAGUACGGCAUCGAUGUCCUUGUUUACAACCCGCUCGCUGGAGGUGUACUCAGUGGAAGGUAUCAAAGCAAGGAGAUCCCGGAUGAUGGCGGUCGGUAUUCGACGAAUGAUCCGGUGGUCGGCGCAAUGUACCGUGAGAGAUACUUCAAGGAUGUCAACUUUGAAGCUUUGAAGGUCAUCAAGCCGGUUGCGGACAGGCUUGGCUUGACCCUAUUGGAAGUCGCAUUUCGGUGGCUAGUCCAUCACAGCAAGCUCAAAAUUCAUGAUGGCAAUGACGGGGUCGUGAUAGGUGUCAGCUCUCUAUCUCAGCUGGAGAGUAACCUGACUGAUCUGGAGAAGGGGCCACUGCCAGGUGAGGUGCUGGCGGCUCUUGAUCUAGCAUGGGAGAUCACCAAGCCUUCGUGUUCCUUGUACUGGAGGUAG
Fusarium keratoplasticum is the source of this 1005-nucleotide messenger RNA. RefSeq names its product Aldo-ket-red domain-containing protein. Gene Ontology annotation, molecular function: oxidoreductase activity. NCBI's taxonomy places the organism in Eukaryota, Fungi, Ascomycota, Sordariomycetes, Hypocreales, Nectriaceae. The record is from RefSeq and is a predicted model, not a curated record. Bases 1 to 1005 code for a protein of 334 amino acids. The transcript has a single exon.